Molecule: messenger RNA, 1573 nt
Organism: Mus caroli (Ryukyu mouse)
Lineage: Eukaryota; Metazoa; Chordata; Mammalia; Rodentia; Muridae
Gene: Jam2
Product: junctional adhesion molecule 2
Biological process (GO): leukocyte cell-cell adhesion
Cellular component (GO): tight junction; cell surface; plasma membrane
Source: RefSeq, a predicted model, not a curated record
GUCUGGGGGCGGGGGGCCGACCUGCAGGGUUCUUCCUCAAGAGGCUAGUCCUCUGCCGCCACUCGCUUAGGACCCUGCGGACACCGCGUCCCGCGUCCACGCCCUCCCCUCAACCCUCUUCCACCCUUCAAAAGAAGGACUGUCCCAGACACCACGUCCUAGGGCCAGAAGACCUGCCCCCACGACAGCCGCUGGAGACACCCCAGACCGGAGAGACUGACAUCGGGACAGGACCCGCCCCUCUGCUUCCACCUCUCAGGGACCUCCUCUGCUCCGCCGCCGGGCGAAGUGCUGGGGGACCCAGCCGCCUGUCGCGCUCCUGCAGGGGGACCCUCAGCUAGGCAGCCAGCUGGCGCCCGCGUAGAUGGCGAGGAGCCCCCAAGGCCUCCUGAUGCUGCUGCUGCUACACUAUUUGAUCGUCGCCCUGGACUAUCAUAAGGCAAAUGGAUUUUCUGCAUCAAAAGACCACCGUCAAGAAGUCACAGUAAUAGAGUUCCAAGAGGCUAUUUUGGCUUGUAAAACCCCAAAGAAGACUACUUCCUCCAGACUGGAGUGGAAGAAGGUGGGACAGGGGGUCUCCUUGGUCUACUACCAACAGGCUCUCCAAGGUGACUUUAAAGACCGUGCUGAGAUGAUAGAUUUCAAUAUACGAAUCAAAAAUGUUACAAGAAAUGAUGCUGGAGAGUAUCGCUGUGAAGUCAGUGCUCCGACUGAACAAGGCCAGAACCUCCAGGAAGAUACAGUCAUGCUGGAAGUACUAGUGGCUCCUGCUGUUCCUGCCUGUGAAGUGCCCACUUCUGUUAUGACUGGAAGUGUGGUGGAGCUACGAUGCCAGGAUAAAGAAGGAAACCCAGCUCCGGAGUACAUCUGGUUUAAAGAUGGCACAAGUUUGCUAGGGAAUCCAAAAGGCGGCACACACAACAACAGCUCAUACACAAUGAACACCAAGUCUGGAAUUCUGCAAUUCAACAUGAUUUCCAAGAUGGACAGUGGAGAAUAUUACUGCGAAGCCCGGAACUCUGUUGGACACCGCAGAUGCCCUGGGAAGCGAAUGCAAGUAGAUGUUCUCAACAUAAGCGGCAUCAUAGCAACUGUGGUGGUGGUGGCCUUCGUGAUUUCUGUAUGUGGCCUUAGCACGUGCUAUGCUCAGAGGAAAGGCUACUUUUCAAAAGAAACUUCCUUCCAGAAGGGCAGUCCUGCAUCUAAAGUCACUACGAUGAGCGAAAAUGAUUUCAAGCACACAAAAUCCUUUAUAAUUUAAAAGAAUUCCAGUUUUGAGCUGCACCUAAACCAGUUGUCACACGUUAUUAAAAUAUUAUAAAACUUGUCUUACACUUGCAAAGUGAUGAAGAAAUGAAAGUGGGAAUUCAUCAUAAUAUUUAUGAUCUCUAACUCACAAGAGAUAUUUUAAGCAAAAUGUUCUUGCCAUCACUAAAUUACAAUCUGGCAUCUUGUGUCUGACCUAAAGUGAAAUGUCUGGUAAUAUUCUGAGUUUUUGAAAUGCAAAUGAAUGUCAGUUUGGAGUUGACUAUAUCAUACUGACUGUAAGGCUAAUCCAAGAAGCAAGAAUAUA